Messenger RNA from Balaenoptera acutorostrata (minke whale), 3908 nucleotides. It is a transcript of the gene GPBP1, whose product is annotated as GC-rich promoter binding protein 1. Gene Ontology annotation, molecular function: DNA binding; RNA binding. The coding region runs from base 1356 to 2921 and encodes 521 amino acids. NCBI's taxonomy places the organism in Eukaryota, Metazoa, Chordata, Mammalia, Artiodactyla, Balaenopteridae. Gene Ontology annotation, cellular component: nucleus. The transcript has 15 exons. Gene Ontology annotation, biological process: positive regulation of DNA-templated transcription; DNA-templated transcription. The record is from RefSeq and is a predicted model, not a curated record.
CUCCUCCUUCUCCUCGCCCCGCCUUUCCCCUCCCUUCUCCUCAGCUCCUCUAGUUCCUUCCCCGCCUCGCCACCUUCCACGAUCUCGCGAGACUUGGCUCAGAACAUUGCGGAUCGGGUCGGCGCCAUUUUGGGACUGAGACUGGUCGUGGGGGAGGGAAAAGCGGCAAAAGGGGAUUAUUCAAAGUACCGAAAACCUCCUCCCGGGAUCGAGCGCAGCGGCACCCCCAGGCCAGGGGCACCUCUGGUGUCGCAGAAGGUGAUUGAAUUACUCAGAUAUGAAGAUCAUCUUCUAGGUUUUGUGUAAAAGGCCCCGGAUAUUUCAAGUGGCCAUUUUGGAAUUACAAUGUUUCUGGAUAAUUUUGCCCCAGAAGUUUAUUAAAAUUGGCAAGAAUCAUCUCUGAAGUGAAUUGAUAGUAGUGAACAAUUCUACAAGCUUUAAAGAGACCCAGGCAUUUCUUCAGUAUUUUGGUUCAGACGGAUUAUAUAACUGGUUAAAGUAUUUCAGCUGGUGGUAUUUUUGCCUCCCCCCCACCCCCCAGUCCCUCCCCUGUUGUUGGUGUUCUUCAGCCAGAACUGUAAGAUAUGUUUGAUUUGUGUACUGAGUAGUUUCUCUGCAGUUUCAAAUUACUGUUUAAAUAUUGCUGAAGUUUCAUGGCAGUUUAUUUUUACCUUUAUUUAAAGUUUUAGGAAUUUUUGACCUCAGCCCUUUUCAUGUCACAAUGGGACAGCUUUUCUAAAUGAAGACAUUGAACGAAUACAGAGUUUUUUUGCUUUUAUCUUUUAUUUACAUGGAAAUUUAAGAUGUUGCAGUUUCCCAGCAGCAUGGUAGUAUUGAGAUAGCUGUGUGUCUCUGUUUAUGCUGAUGUUUAGGAAUGCUCUUCAGAUGUGAAAUUUUCUUUUUGUUUUUGCUUUUUGGCUCGUAAAUUGGAUAUUUCAUCUGGAGUGGAUAAGUACAACAGUGACAAGUACAUGGAAUAAUAAAGAAGACUUUAAAAUCUUAAAUCCAAGGAACUUGGCUAAUUCUGGAGAUAGCCAUAUGAAAACUUUAAAACAGAAGUAUGGGUAGCUGACUGAAGUAACUCUAUGUCAAGUAGCCAUAGGUUAAGUAUCUUCAAAGAACUUGGAUUUUAUUUCAGAGGAUACAAAAUAAAAAAACAAACUGGAAAACAUAAAGAUUACAGAGAAAAACCCAACACCUUCCUGUGCAGUCCUGUUGGAAUUUGAGAAGAUUAGAGUUGCUCCAGGGGACUGGAUUAAUAAAUUCUUUUGGGAGGCUCUGCUUUGAGGGACUUGCCAUGAGGUGUUGAAGCCUUGUUUCGCUGAGUUGGAGAGACUGGACCUAAAUGGCGCAGCAUGACUUUGCUCCAGCCUGGCUUAAUUUUCCUACCCCACCAUCAUCAACAAAGAAGCAGCAUGAGGAUGAAGCCAGGGGCAGUAGGGGAACUUGCACCAGUUAAGUCCCACAGCAGCCAUGUGGCGGGGCCCAGUUGGAUGAAAUGGUCGUCACUGAAUUUUGAAAAGCAUUCUGAAAACUUUUCAUGGACAGAAAAUCGUUAUGAUGUGAAUCGUCGACGACACAACUCUUCAGAUGGCUUUGAUUCUGGAAUUGGACGUCCUAAUGGAGGUAACUUUGGAAGGAAAGAAAAAAAUGGAUGGCGUACACAUGGAAGAAAUGGUACUGAAAACAUAAAUCAUCGAGGGGGAUACCAUGGUGGAAGUUCCCGUUCUCGUAGCAGUAUUUUCCAUUCUGGAAAAAGCCAAGGCCUACAUGAAAACAGCAUACCUGACAGUGAAACGGGGAGGAAAGAAGACAAGAGAGAACGCAAACAGUUUGAGGCUGAGGAUUUUCCAUCUUUAAAUCCUGAGUAUGAGAGAGAACCAAAUCAGAAUAAAUCUUUAGCUGCAGGUGUAUGGGGCCUACACGCCCAGACACACACAUACCCAACCAAAAAAAUCUCCCAAGCUCCUCUCUUAGAAUAUCCCCCGAAUCCUAAAUCUAGAACUCAAAGGAUGCUGGUCAUUAAGAAAGGUAAUACAAAAGACUUACAGCUAUCUGGAUUCCCAGUAGUAGGAAAUCUUCAGUCACAGCCAGUUAAGAAUGGGACUGGUCCAAGUGUUUAUAAAGGCUUAGUCCCUAAGCCUGCCGCUCCACCUACAAAACCUACACAGUGGAAAAGCCAAACUAAAGAAAAUAAAGUUGGGACUUCUUUCCCUCAUGAGUCUACAUAUGGUGUCGGAAACUUUAAUACUUUUAAAUCAACUGCCAAGAAUUUUAGUCCAUCAGCAACUUCAGUGAAAGAGUGUAAUCGCUCAAAUUCCUCUUCACCUGUUGACAAGCUUAAUCAGCAGCCUCGUCUAACCAAACUGACACGUAUGCGCACUGAUAAGAAGAGUGAAUUUUUGAAAGCAUUGAAAAGGGACAGAGUAGAAGAGGAACAUGAAGAUGAAAGCCAUGCGGGCUCAGAAAAGGAUGACGACUCAUUUAAUUUGCAUAACAGCAACAGUACUCACCAAGAAAGGGAUAUAAACCGAAACUUUGAUGAAAAUGAAAUUCCACAAGAGAAUGGCAAUGCCUCAGUAAUUUCCCAACAGAUCAUUCGGUCUUCAACCUUCCCACAAACUGAUGUUCUUUCUAGUUCACUGGAAGCAGAACACAGAUUGUUAAAGGAGAUGGGCUGGCAAGAAGACAGUGAAAAUGAUGAAACAUGUGCUCCCUUAACUGAGGAUGAAAUGAGAGAAUUCCAGGUUAUUAGUGAACAGUUACAGAAGAACGGUCUGAGGAAAAAUGGUAUUUUGAAAAAUGGCCUGAUCUGUGACUUCAAGUUUGGACCCUGGAAAAACAGCACUUUCAAACCCACUAUUGAGAAUGAUGACACAGAGACAAGUAGCAGUGACACAUCAGAUGACGACGAUGUGUGAAGGAUUUCCUAACAGCUUUAGAAAUUUUAGUGUGAUACAUCUCUCAUACAGUUUGGGGUGAAUUGUAAAAAUGAAGAACUAUAAUUUAUGUAGUAAAAUACCCCAUUAGAAGAUGAUUUUUUUGGGGAACUUCAAUAUGAAGAAAACCAAGAAUGUUGUGUUGGGCUGUGUUGAACAUUAUUUCUUUGUUAAAUGAAUGUUGUAGAAAUGAGGACUUUGGUUGAUCCAACAUUGACUUUCUUCAUCACUGCAGCAUUUCUCUGACUAGCAAUGUGACGAUGUAACAAAUGAGAUUUUCUCAUUUAAUAAUAAAAAAAUUGUGUAAUGUUUUGCAAAGCUUCUGUCUUAAAAUGUCCAGGUCUUAAGAAAAAAGGCAGCUUACACUGUUUUGCUUGCAGAGUCAUAUCUUUUUCGUACAGUGGAAAUCCUCAAGUCCACUUUGUGCGGCUCCCCCCACCCUCACCCCUCCCCCCCCCCCCUGCAAAAAAAGGACAAUGUAGCAUGUUGGCUAAAACUGGAGCAAAGUGCACUAAAACAUUAAUUUCCUGAACUCAACUAUUGUACUAGUCACCUUUUAAAACAUAAAUUGCUCUUUAGCCAUUUGUAGUUCAGUAAAUGUUACAGGAAAGACUUGCUACAUUUUCUUCCAAAUUUUAAGAGGUGAUUUUCAAGAGCUUUAUUUGGGUAUGUUGUCAUACCAGGAUUUUCAGAGUUGAUGGAAAAGAGUCUUGUGGGAAAACUUAUUUUGAUAAAUUAUUACACAUGCAGAAAAAUUGAUCACACUGACUGGAUCUGUCCACAACAUGAAAAAUAAACUGGAUUUUCAGAAUAGUGUCGUUCUCUGUAGUGUUAAAGGUAUUGGUCUGUAAACAUAAUGUGGUUUAUUCACUUAUUAAAACUAAGUUAAACUUUAUUAAAGAUGGUGAUUACCUUUUGAGUUUAGAGAAAGAAAGCUAUGGAAAAUAGCUUUUUUAUUAUCAACUGCUU